This is a messenger RNA of Linnemannia hyalina, 1284 nucleotides long. The record is from the annotation of a GenBank genome assembly. NCBI's taxonomy places the organism in Eukaryota, Fungi, Mortierellomycota, Mortierellomycetes, Mortierellales, Mortierellaceae.
AUGGAGAAGCACGAAGUUACCUACGCCUCCUCGGUCACCUCUGACAAGGAGUCGAUCAUCGAUCUCAUGGCCGAGAGACCCGAGCAGGGCUCCAGCUUUCUCGCAUAUGCCAACGUCGUCUGCGUCGUCGCAGGUACUGGUACUCUUGGUCUCCCCUACGCCUUGAACAUGGGUGGCUGGAUCGGAGUUGGUAUCUUGAUUCUCUCGCUCUUGAUGUCGGUCUACACCGCUAUCCUCUUGAUGAGGUGCCUUUACUACAACGGCAAGUACCGUCUUUCCUCCUAUCAGGAGAUCGGCCGUCACGCCUACGGUCUCCCCGGUCUCAUUGCCGUCUGGUUCUUCCACACCUCGAUCGUCCUCGGAGCCCCCAUCAUGUACAUGAUCUUGGCUGGUACCGAGAUGAACUCUCUUGUCAAAACUUCUGCCAUCAACGAGAAGGCUUGGAUCUGGAUCUGCGCCGCCAUUAUCGCUAUCCCCUUUGUUGCCAUGAAGACCCUCAAGGAGGUCGCUGUCAUGUCUGUCUUUGGUGCCCUCGCCACCGUUGUCCUCGUCAUUGUCGCCGUCCGCGGUUCGAUUAUUGACAUGAACAACGACAACCCCGAAUACGCCGGCAUCACCCACAACAACGUCGUCCUCGCGAACCUCCCUACCACCAUUGCCUCUAUCUCGAUCUGCUUCGGCGGUAACGUUGUCUACAUGCACGUCGAGGAGGCCAUGAGAUACCCCAAGUCCUGGAACCGCGUCGUCGCUGCUGCCCUUGCCACCUGCUCCGUCCUUUACAUCGCCACCGCCAUCCCCGGCUACCUCGCCUACGGUUCCAAGGCCGUUUCGCCCAUCCUCACCAACCUCCCCAAUGAUGCCUUCACCAAGACUGGAACCGUCUUCAUUGUCAUCCACGUCAUCCUCGCCGCCCCCAUUCUCUUGACCUCCUUUGCCCUCGAGUUUGAGCGUCUCGUCGAUGUCACUGUUGCCCGCCGCGGUAAAGUCAUGGAGCGUGUCUACCGUUCAAUCAUCCGCCUUGCCGUCGUCGGUGUCUGCGGUGCUAUUGCCUGCACUGUCCCCUUCUUUGGCAACUUCUUGUCCCUCCUCGGUGCUCUCGGCAACUGCUCUUUGAUCUUUGUCUUGCCCAUUCUCUUUUACUUCAAGUUGAUCGGAUGGAGACAGAUGAAGUUCUAUGAGCUCGGCUGGUGCGCCAUUAUCGUUAUCAUUGGUGUCAUCUCUGCCGUCAUUGGAUCCAUCGAUGCUAUCAAGGCCCUUCGUGAGUCCUUCCUCAACCAAAACUAG